Molecule: messenger RNA, 2468 nt
Organism: Varroa destructor (honeybee mite)
Lineage: Eukaryota; Metazoa; Arthropoda; Arachnida; Mesostigmata; Varroidae
Product: purine nucleoside phosphorylase-like
Biological process (GO): nucleoside metabolic process
Cellular component (GO): cytoplasm
Molecular function (GO): purine-nucleoside phosphorylase activity
Source: RefSeq, a predicted model, not a curated record
UCAGCUUCUAGAAGACAGAACUAUCUGAUCAAUGUUGUUCUUCAUUAUUCAGUUGCCGCUGACGCGUUUAAAACUUUAAUCCGCAUAUUUAAGUGCUACAAGCAGCAACGACGUCUACGAAGGUAACCUGCAAUAGGUUCACUGCUUGCGCCGUCAUUUCUAUCCUAGAUAGAAAGACAAGUGACUAAAUCAGUGUGGCCCCGCAACUCGUUCAUCAUCGUUUUGGUAACAACAACAGCAGCAGCAGCAGCAGCAGUAUCAGUUAAAGCUGCAGCAAAACGAUCUCGAAAACACGACCUAACGCACGGCGCCGAGCGUUAAAGACCCAGCAGCAGCGGUAUCGCUACGACUGAUAUCUACUACAGCUGCUACUAUAACCUGUGAAAAGAGUCGGAAAGCUGACCUUUCAGUGGCUCCGCAAAGUUGAUCCCAAAUCAGUAUUGUUAUCACAUCUCAUCAUCAACGUUAUCUGUAACGGGCGCCUUCGCUCAGUGUUAUUUACUGCGGCACGUUUCUGUGCUGACUCACAGUCUAGAUAUUCUAUCGCUUGUCACAAGACUAACAAUAUUUCCGCGCAUCUUUUUACAACGAAGUUUAGCAUUCGGAAAGACAGGGUCACUAAUAACUAUUGUUUUUCGCGGCAUUUCGCCCGUGCUUCCGACGGUCGAUCUCUCCACGUCUUCACGCGCGUCGAAAGGGAGGCAGACGGGGGCAAGUACCUGUCACAACUGACUUACACCGGACGUCCCCGACUGGCAGGACUUUAGAGAACGCGCAAAAACGUGAGCUUUCCAUCGUUCGAUUAGAGGUAGUAAAAAUCGGCUCAAGAAGGCUGUGCCAUUGAAGCGCGCAUUUCGCUGCGAGUAGACCAACAAAUCAGAACAGUUUAAAAUACAACAUUGUGUGUUUUUGUUGUGCUGUCCAAGUCGUAGACUCGUCGAAGGUUAGUAAACGUCGGAAAAAGGUCCGGUAACAGCAUAAUGGCGGAAGCUUGUUAUAGUUACGAGCACAUGAAGAGUAUCUCGGACAACAUCGCCAGUCGGACGAAACAUCGGCCCACGAUCUUGAUCAUCUGUGGAUCGGGACUGAAUACGAUUGCUGAGGUUGUAAAAGAGCAGGAGACUGUGGAGUACAAGGACAUCCCGGAUUUCCCCCAGAGUACCGUAGUCGGCCACCAGGGCAGAUUUGUGUUUGGGAAGUUAGGUGACAAAAUUAUUGUAUGUAUGCAAGGCCGUUUCCAUCCAUAUGAAGGCUAUCCGCUGUGGAAAUGCGCGAUGCCGGUGAGACUCAUGAAGCUCAUGGGUGUUCAGUUCCUCGUUGUCACGAAUGCUGCUGGUGGAGUUAAUGCGAACUAUAAGAUGGGCGACAUUAUGAUCAUUAAGGACCACAUCAAUUUGCCAGGCAUGGCAGGCCUGAACCCUUUGAACGGCUAUAAUGAUGAGCGUUGGGGACCCCGAUUUCCGGCGAUGAACAACGCAUAUUGUCCGAAGUUACGGAAGCUUGCUAAAGAAGUUGCGGCUGAAGUCGGUGCGAAGGAUUUUAUUAAGGAGGGCGUCUACUGUAUGCAGGGAGGACCAAACUUCGAGACGGUGGCGGAAAUCCGCAUGUUACGAGCUAUUGGAGCAGACGCUUGCGGUAUGAGCACCUGCCAUGAGGUCAUCACAGCAGCUCACUGCGGUAUACGAACGAUCGGACUUUCCCUAAUUAGCAACGAAUGUGUGGCGGACUAUGACACCACACAAUUUGCUAAUCAUCAGGAAGUUCUUGAGACUGGAGCCAAGCGUAAAACAGUGUUACAAGCGCUUGUUACGAAACUCAUUUCGCUGCUUUGAUGACCACGUAUAUAGCAAUUGUCAAUCCCUUUCACCGAGGCCUGGCUUGACUUCGAUGAUACACGUAAAUCUGUUGAGACAGAAAUUACCAGCAACGGCUAGAGAUGAGGGAAAAACCUGUGGGUGGCUGGCGAUUGCUGCGGUGUUCAGAUGACAAGAGCUAGCACGAAGUAUCUUUAAACACAAAUAAAAAAAAAAAUCGAUCCGCAUGAAAAUCAAGCUGCUCGUUAACUUUAAUCUACAGUGUAACGCAAUCGAAUUUAUGAAAUGCUAAAUUUAUGUUACAUGGACGUGAAAGCCUGCGGUUCCUGCAGCAGUCAUAUAAACUUAGUUUUCAAUUCUUAGUAAGUACUCGAAGUACGGAACAAUGAUUUCUGUAAGACAUAACAGCUGUAUAGUUAUUAUAGGCUACCUUUCCUUACGUCUGAGUUAAGGAUCUCUGUUUCGUUUGACAUUAUAACAUUUGUCACAUAGAAUACAGUUCAUAUAAUAUUAGUUCAUACCGAUAACAUAUAAGUUUAUUGAUUAAUAAGUACUCUGUUCGGUAAAUGACACGAAAAUGCACGUACUGGUAGUGGGAUUGCUACUUCAACAUGUUAUAUAUUUCAAUCUUAUAUUAGGGCAAAGUUGCGAAAU